AUGUCCAGUUCGGGAACAUUUUCAUACGCUCAGGCCGCUAAAGGCCAACCUACUACAAUGCAGUCUACUACUGCGUCCCAGUCGAGUUCGGAGAGUCAAGCGCUAUCAACGACAAGCACACAAAGUCGCGAUGUUGUCCCUACGCCUAGUACGCGGGCCCCAUCCGUCGCAAUCUCAACAACAUCGAAUGAAUUAGAUGGCUCGCAAAAUACCAGGAGCUCCUCUGUCAAGGCCGAAUCUGUUAGCUUAAAUAGCGCCGAUUCAGAUAUCGCCUCCACCAGCGAUAAAGCAGCGGAGCUAUCGAGUCUACCGAGCCAGGGCGAGAAGGUGUUAGGUGAGGUUGUACCCCAAAGCGCCGGGAGGCGAGGGCGUGGUCAGACCCUUACCUCGCAGACAACGGAUAGUGGAGAUGGUAAGAGAGGUCGAAAGGGCAAGAAGAGCAGAGCAACCGAAAAGGAGUCUAGUCAAGAUCAGGACCAAGAGAAGAAGGAGAAUCUACCUCCUAAGCCAGAGCUGUCUGAAGCACCGGUGCCGGCAGUUAACGUAUGGACACAGAGGCAGGAAGCCAGAGCUGCAAAGAUUAAGACCAUCUCCCCCACAACUACACAACCGCGUAGUUCUAGCAGCGCGACAGCAAACCAACCUGACGGACUGUCCAAUGCAACAACACAGGAUCAAAAGCAGAAGUCACCCCAGAAUGAGGGUGUCGAGGUAAACGCGGCCCACAGCAGGCCGUCGUCGGGUAACAUGAAGCCUAAGAAGGAGUUCGAUCAAUUCCGAAGCAAUGGCAAUCAAACCACCCGUAGAGCGGCGCCAAGGGGCGCUAGGCUAAACAACGGCGAAGAAAGAGCCAGUCUUGAGACUCUAAGCCCGGCCGCAAAUAACACUUCAUCCUGGCCAACGCCUGAAACAGCAGCAAGCGGAUUGAAGACUCAAGCUCAGACUGGAAAGUCCGAAAAAGAGCAGAAGGAUGAUUCUGCUCCGAGCAAGCCUCGGAGCAAGAAGGAGUGGCAACCCAUAGAGUUCGUACCUAGUGUGUCAUUCAACACGCCUAUACCUUCGAGAGGCGGCUCGCGGGGCGGUCGUGGUGGUCUCAGAGGUGGACGGGAUGCUGCGGCAAGGGGCAAUCACGCUGCUACUGCCUCACUUGAUCGAACUCAGUACAAUGGCACGGCUACGGGAUCGGCCACGAUUGCAGCAUCAGCGUCCAAGCGUGCAUCUAUUGACAUGUCCACGGCUCGCGACAGCCGAAAGCUGCAGGCACAAGCAGCCUCGGGGAAGACGUCGGGAGAAUCACAAUUCGUUGGCUCAAAGGCGGAUGCGUCAAAGCAAAACUCGCCUGAUCCUGCAAUUAAUGGAGCUGCGGGACAGCAUGCUCCUGCACGUAUCGCGAGCUCGAAUCAGCGAGCUGAUGAGACGCAAAAAUCAUCACCGCCCGUAAGAGAUGGUGUUAAGGAUUCCAGCUUCCAGAGCCAAAAUCCUGUGAGCCGUAAUGAGCGCAUGAGAGGUGGCGCCCGCGGCCGUGGAGGUCAUUCUGCCGUGAACGGAGCUGGCCAUUCGCAAUCUCAAUUUAACCAGGGCUCCAACGGAUACUACCCGAGUAAUGGAAAUGUACGACAACCCAGUCAUCCGUACACUAACGGCUACGUGCAAAUGCCAUACGGGGGUGCAUAUCCAGCCCAGGCAACCGGAAGCCAACACCGUAGUCGGCCCAGCUCGGGAAGCAAUCGCGCACAGCACGCUAGACACCCAUCUUCGAGAGCCUCUUCUUACCCAGCAGUCGGCAUGCCGUACGAACCCCCGGCGUAUCCGCAAAGUAACGGUCCGUACGGUGGAUAUGGAGACCCUAGUCACCUAUUAAGUGGAGUAUUAUCACAAGUUGAGUACUACUUCUCUAUCGACAACCUCUGCAAGGAUACAUACCUUCGAAAGUGGAUGGAUUCUCAAGGAUUUGUACCCCUGCCCAUCAUAGCUGCCUUCAAGCGAAUGCAAGAGAUAGCCGAGUAUCCGAUCAUUCGCAUAGCCUGUGACACUUCUCCCCUUAUCGAGUUUGUCGUAACGGAAGACGGGCAAGACAAGGUACGACGCCGUGAGAACUGGGAGCAGUGGGUCCUAGAAAUAGGAACGCGAUUCCCACAAGCCCAAAAUGACGGACCAACGAGUUACCGUCCCUUCAACAGCCAGUUGAUGUAUUGGCCCCAGAUGAAUUCAUAUGUGGGCGAAGCACCUCACAUGUUCUCACCAACUAAUGCAGAUGCUCAUUUCACACCUUACCUUUAUGGAAAUGGCGUGGCCUCCCCGACGAGCAACGGGAUCAAUGGCAAUACUCAUCCCUCGGAUUCCCAGCUUUCUGCAGCAGUCCCAGAGUUCUCCCCAAUCGGUAAUCCCACCAUGGGCAUGACGAGCCAGGAAGGCGAAGCCGUGCCGGCGUUCUCUAGCAAUGGUCUGGUGUCAAACAACGCCGACCGAAAGACUACGACUUUGCCUUUUGGUGAACAAGUCGGUUCGCUCCCUAAUGGCUCUCACAGCUCCGGAAGGGAAGAGCAGGCUAGCAUAAGCGACGAAACGAUCACAAAUGGUACCGGUGCCGGUCCUGAGCGCGAGGCGUAA
Molecule: messenger RNA, 2610 nt
Organism: Daldinia childiae
Lineage: Eukaryota; Fungi; Ascomycota; Sordariomycetes; Xylariales; Hypoxylaceae
Exons: 3
Coding region: 1-2610 (869 amino acids)
Biological process (GO): positive regulation of translation
Cellular component (GO): cytosol; cytoplasmic stress granule
Molecular function (GO): RNA binding
Source: RefSeq, a predicted model, not a curated record